Molecule: messenger RNA, 3533 nt
Organism: Trematomus bernacchii (emerald rockcod)
Lineage: Eukaryota; Metazoa; Chordata; Actinopteri; Perciformes; Nototheniidae
Gene: rab1ba
Product: zRAB1B, member RAS oncogene family a
Exons: 6
Coding region: 297-902 (201 amino acids)
Molecular function (GO): GTPase activity; GTP binding
Source: RefSeq, a predicted model, not a curated record
CUCACGUCACUACCGCACCUGCGCAGCCAUCUUGAGCUCCUAGCAAGCAACGGACACAGAAGGCAGAAAAUAGGAGUAAAUUACGGCAGCCUGACCCGAAGAAACAAGGAUAUGUCCGCUAGUAUCGAGGGUAUAUGAAACGAUAAAGGUCGAAUACAGUGGAACGACCUCGGGACGAUAACGGAGACGGUAAAACAGCCAUCCAAGUGCCUAGGAUACCCGGACCUACAAGUCAUCUUUUUCGCCGGAGUAGGAAGGAAGAUUCGCCGACAGAAAAACACAUCCAGAGAGAAACCAUGAAUCCCGAAUAUGACUAUCUGUUCAAGCUCCUCCUCAUUGGAGACUCUGGAGUAGGAAAGUCCUGUCUCCUGCUGCGUUUUGCGGAUGACACCUACACGGAGAGCUACAUCAGCACCAUCGGUGUGGACUUCAAGAUCCGCACCAUCGAGUUGGAUGGCAAGACCAUCAAACUGCAGAUUUGGGACACUGCAGGUCAGGAGAGGUUUCGUACCAUCACCUCCAGUUACUACCGCGGAGCUCACGGCAUCAUUGUUGUAUAUGAUGUGACGGAUCAGGAGUCCUAUAACAACGUCAAGCAGUGGCUGCAGGAAAUCGACCGCUACGCCAGUGAAAAUGUCAACAAGCUUCUGGUGGGCAACAAGUGUGACCUGACCACUAAGAAAGUAGUGGACUACACAACAGCCAAGGAGUUUGCCGACUCCCUGGCCAUCCCAUUCCUGGAGACCAGCGCCAAGAACGCCACCAACGUAGAGCAGGCCUUCAUGACCAUGGCGGCAGAGAUCAAGAAGCGCAUGGGCCCCGGGGCCACAGCCGGCGGAGACAAGCCCAACCUCAAGAUCGAUAGCACUCCUGUCAGGCAGUCCGGAGGGGGCUGCUGUUAAAGACCCCUCGCUCCACACCCGCCCACCCUGACCAUCACCUCCACCAUUCCCACUGAAAUCUCCCUCUCUUCUCCGUCUGUGUUCCCUCACCCCACCACUCCUCCAUCACACCCCCCUCUAUCCGCCCUUCUGGAGAUCCGGGGGCGGUUGAUCAGAGGAGUAAACUGUAAGAUUGUUAAGAUUAGAAAACAGAUUGAAACAUUUGGGCCCCUACACCCGUCAAACAACGGAGAGAGGAAAGGGAGGGACGCUGAGGCCACUUUUACUUUCUGCCAAGAGGACAGAGAGGAAACAGAAACGGGGGAAGAUUGCUAUUGAUUUAGGAUGAAAGUGAGGCAGUGGAAGAUUAGGUUUAGAUACAAGUGAGCUUAUUGCUACACACACACACACACACACACACACACACACACACACACACACACACAUACUGUAGUGGGGGGGCAGAGGUUAAAAAGAUUUGAGCCUUUUGGCAAAACUCUUUCCUCCUCAGGCUGUGUCUGUCUUUGCUGAUCUCAUCUCUCGCCUCAGCCCUACUUUCAUCCCUGGAAUUAUUUACCUACACACACACACACACACACACACACACACACUGUAGAUGCUCUUUUCCUGAACAGUGACUCAUUGUUUUAAAUGUAUUGAUGGAGAUCCAGGGGAAAGCCUCUCCCUCCUUCGGUCCUCUCCCUGAAGCCACUCUGUUUCUUAAGGUGUGUUCAGACAGGAAGCAAUGAGACUCUUGUGGUUUAUCAUUCACGUGCUCUCCACAACUUGCUGUUCUAAUGCUUGACUCGCCCUUUUUAUGCGCUGUCAGUUGAAAGGAAACAUUUGCCUCUGCCAACUACGAGCUAAGACAGUACUUGGCAAACAGCCAAUCAUAUUGCAGCGGGUCAACAGGCCCAACCACCUACACUUGGCAUCAGAUGUGUGCUAUCCCCUUUGAUUGCCAAAGGCUUUGGACAAGCAUUAUGUAGUUUCCCCACAAACUAUUAUAUCCAACUGCUGUUCUUAAACUGUGGAUUGUUGUUUUCAAUUCUGCAUCAACCAAGGAGUUAUAUUAUUAUUCAUUUCUCUUUAACUCCACUACAACCACACUACCAGCUGGUAGGGCAGCAGGGGACAAACGUCUGAUCCCAGACCCCCCGGGUGAACCUGCAUCUGUUUAUGCCUUUCCAUAGCGUUUGUAUGCAAUCUCGCUAGCAUUAAGAAUGGACCUCGGUUUCUGUCUGAACACACCUUUGAGGGAACUGGAAACAGGUGACUGCAGUAGUCAUGUGAAGAAUGAAAACUCCUCACAUGCAGCUCAUGCUGAAUAAGGCCGUGGUCACACUUUUGCUAAAUUAAUAUUCAACUCACCGUGACUUCCAUUCGACACGAGUGAUGACGAAUCUUUGCUUGGCAUAGAGUUGAACUUUGGUCAAAUCCAUCAGGGGUCUUCAUUAGCUCAUGUGUGACCUUGCCCUAAACUGAUCAUCAUUGUCGGGUUGAAGUUCCAAACAUUGUUGGAUGCAGUCCCACAUGUGCACCACGGAAAAGAGGUCUUUGGAACCCGACAAUGAUUUAAUUUGAAGCAUUCUGAAGUGGCAGAGCAAAAUAAAAUGCACCUUCUAGCGCAGCAAGCUAGGUAGCAUAGUGGCUACUUGUGGGGCUAAUUUGCAAGCCAACCAGUUGCAUUUAGCAAGCCAGCUAGCUUGGUCGCUAACAGCCAGUUAACACAGUUUACUCAAGAGGCCACUCUGUACCAUAGUGUGUAUGGUACCACACGGCUAAUACCAUAGCCUGCUUCUUUUUGGAUCUAUGUUCUCUUAAAAGCCAGAACGUGAUUGGUCAGGGGCACAAAUGUCCUCUGAAAUGAAUUAUUUUGCUACUUUGGCUCGGCUACAUACAGGAGAAAGAUCUAGAUGCAAAGACGGAUCGUACUUGGUUCUGAAGGAAGCAUUAACUGCUCAACACUUGGGGGAGAAGAGGAGUACUGGCAGGUCACUUAAUUCCACAUAUAGACGUCAGAGCUGGGGUGGAGGCGGCUGUGAGAACAGCAGUAUAUAGGCUUCAUUUGACUUUUUUAGUUUUCAUCUCAUACAUUAAAAGCAAGCGACGUGACAACAUGCUGUAACAUUUGGCACGGGGGCUUCCUGGAUACACUAAAUAUUACAGAGCAGAUGCAUAGAGGGGGCGAAGAUUUAACUUAAAUGAAAGCGAUUGGCAACAUUCUGCAUUGAUCUUACAAUUUAUUGUUGUUGUGGUUUUAUUGUUUGUUUUUUAUUUACUCAUCGAUACUUCUGAAGGAGACGUGUACAAUUUGCUUAAAUUCUCAUGCUCAGCGGGUGACGGAUAGCUUUUAGGGUGGCAUUUCAUUUCUUGCUUGUUUGCAGAUGGAGCUGAGGUGGAGAUGUGCUGUGGGUGUGUCUGUUUGCUGGGGGGGGGGGGGGGGGGGCUGCUGUUCCUUCCCUGAGAACGAUCUGUUGUAAUCGUGUCACAUUCGGACAAACGGUUAGCGAUUUCUUAUUUGUCCCUGUGCAUUUUGUGUUUCUGAUCAGAUGCUUUAGUUUGCCAGUUGUGAUUAUUUUUUCACAUUUGAGUCUCUUACAAUCAUUACUCGGUAUACUUUUAAUAAACAAGGCUAUAUGUUCAAGAUCA